CUCUCCAUGAAGUCGUCACUGGGAUAGACCCUCUCGAUUCAAAAUGUCGAAUUAUAAAAUCGGUGUGAACUUGAGAGUGACAGAAAACAGCAACCAAGGAGGAAGGAAAUAUAUGGAAGAUAACCAUGCCAUAAGAUUUGUGAAAAACGACGAAGGAGGGUUUGAAUUCGCUUAUUUUGGGAUAUUUGAUGGUCAUGGCGGAUCUGAAGCGUCAAUGUUUGCUCGUGAUAAUCUCCUUGAUGAAAUUACAAAGUAUGAAAGUUUUUGGAGUGAUAAUGACGAUGAUAUACUGGAAGCAAUUAAAACCGGAUUUAUUGAUGUCCAUCAUGGGAUGUGGAGAGUUGUAGAUAAAUGGCCGAAGACUAUGAGUGGUCUCCCAAGCACAGCCGGUACAACUUGUACGAUCGGCAUUAUAAAGAACUCCAAAUUGUACAUAGGCCAUGUAGGAGAUUCCGGCAUUGCACUUGGUUUCGACGACAGCAAGUGCGAAAAGUUUAUCAGACCAAGGGGAACAAUGCUGACCAUUGACCACAAGCCAGACAGUCCAUUGGAGAAGAAGAGGAUUGAGGAAUGCGGCGGUCAAGUAGUGGCCAAGUCGGGUGUCCAGAGAGUUGUCUGGAACAGGCCAAAGGUCAACCACAAAGGACCAAUCAGACGCAGCACACCAAUUGAUAGAAUCCCAUUUCUGGCUGUUGCUCGCAGUCUAGGUGAUCUGUGGAGUUAUAAUUACCUGAACGAGGAGUUUGUUGUGUCCCCGGAGCCAGACGUGUCGGUUCACUCCCUCGACCCAACACGUGACAAGUGCCUUGUGAUUGGCUCCGAUGGUUUGUGGAACAUGAUCUCCGCUGAGGAAGCCAUCUCCGUGGUAGUGGAUUUGGAGUACCAGUUUGAGUAUAAAGUCAUUCAUGAUCCUCAAGCCUCUGUAUCCUACUGGAUAAACCCUGCAGAAAAGCUGGUGAACCGGGCUCUCAGUAAGUGGCGAGCACGUUCAAUGAAGGCCGAUAAUACCAGUUGUGUUGUUGUACUCAUCGACCCACUAGGUCCACGGAAACUUUCCAUACUAAAGAAGAAACGCGAGGAACAUUUUAAGAAUGUUAAAGAAAUGAACGCUGUGAACACUGAACUAGGGAAGAAAUUGACAGAAGGCACAAAGAGUAGUAUGCGCACAUCUCCCAGGAAAUCUGGGGAGAAAGAAGAGACCCCUAGUACAAUUCCACUUCCUGCAAAUCAGAAAGUCCCAGUAAAGGGGGAUAGGAAUCCGGAGGAAUCUGGGGAAAGGUCAUGGAAAGACAUGGCCGACGGUGUAGGUGUGGCCGUCAAAUCACUGUUGUCUGGUGAUCGACCUCGCCAAAGUCUACCUGGCGGUCCCUCUCCAGGUCUAGACGACAGCAUCCAGGCUGGGAGUGCCCACCAAAGGGCGACCUUUGACCCCAGUCCUGCAGGACAAAUCGACCAAGAAAUCGAAGACCGGAUGAACAUGUCGACAAUCUCACACAACAUGCCUACUGUGGACGUGUCGCCAACGAAAACUGCUGUGGUUAACACCUCCAAUACAAAGAGUUCCGAAAACAAAUCGCUUGUCCUGAAAAAGACUCUUCCUGCAAAAAUGUUACCAUACACACGGACGCGACAAAGGCAUUCUUCAUCCGGUAACUCUGGCACAUCACAUACUAGAAUGCCUGACGCAGCAUCAGUGAUGCAGUCGAUACAGAAACUGCAGGACACAUGUGACGUCAUGGCUAGAGACAAAAAGUCCGCUAGUGGUGGGUUGACGCGAGAAAAGCGUGCCAUGUCAAUGCCAGUGUUAAUUGACAGUCAGCUACAGUCAAGUAACCGGAUUGUUGCAGCUAGGGACUGUAUAAAGGAAGGGCUUCGAGGUGCAAUGAAGGGUAUUUUUAAUGCCGGAUCAGACAAUCUGAGAGUGAAAACAAGUUCUGAUCUCAACAAGGCACAUGUGCGUCGUCAUUCUCACCAAGUGCAAUCAACCAAAGUCCAAUCUCUUCGGUCGGGUGGCAAAUCUAAUACAAAUAACUCUUCGCAGGCUCGUCAUCUGCCUCAAUCUACAAACAGCGCCGUGUUGCGGAUGGCCACAAGGCUUCGCAGUGGACUGCGAUUGAAGUCUGGUGGUGUUAAUAAAUUUCUGCGUAGUGCUGGACAGGUGGAGAAUAAGAAAUUUGUGAAACGGACUCGUAUAUCUGGUACCAAGAGGAAAGCAGAAUCCCCAGUUGACUUAGCAACAGUGAAGCGGUUGUGUCGACACUAAAAGUGCUAUUAAGUCUUCUCUGUACAUAGGCUUACACUUAAUUUAUUGAUCAAGUGCAGCUAUUAAGUCGGCAGUUCCUCUAGCUCAAAUAUUCAGCCUGUCUGUAAAUGUUGCCCUGCCAUUCCAAAACAUGUGAAAGAAUGUGCUAUAUCCGAAAAUUUCUGCAAAUGGUCCAGAAUUUUUAUAGUUCUUAUGUAUACACACUGUGUUUUGAAUGUUACGUGUCUUGUAUCACUUGUUAUUUCGAAAAAGGGGAAAAGCAAAUAACUUAAACCAAUGACAUUAUCAGUUUUUGUAUAAUCUGUGAUCAUCAUUUCCAAAUUUUAUAAUUUGACCAUAACAUACUAUUUUUAUUGGUAUAAUAAUUUUUGUUAUGACUUAAAUCU
Molecule: messenger RNA, 2649 nt
Organism: Pecten maximus
Lineage: Eukaryota; Metazoa; Mollusca; Bivalvia; Pectinida; Pectinidae
Exons: 5
Coding region: 44-2263 (739 amino acids)
Biological process (GO): protein dephosphorylation
Cellular component (GO): nucleus; cytosol
Molecular function (GO): mitogen-activated protein kinase binding; cation binding; protein serine/threonine phosphatase activity
Source: RefSeq, a predicted model, not a curated record